ACGAAAACAUUUGCAUUCAGUCAUUUAGCAGAUGCUUUUGUCCAAAGCGACUUACAAUUGAGGAGCAAUUCAACAAGAACAGGUAUAAGGAUCAUUAAAAAAUUGUGAAAGAGCAGAAGAAUGGCUGAAGGGGAAGGUUUUGCUGACUGGAUGUCCAAAUUGAGCGAGACAUUCACAACAGGCCCCUUGAGCCAUAUUGCUAUUCCAGGUAGCCACGAUGCUAUGGCCUACAGCUUAGACAUGGACUCUCAAGUGCUAGAACCUGACUUUCUAAAAACUAUGGAUUGUAUAUUCUGCGGUUGCUUAAGGUGCAUUAUCAAGAAAUGGAGCAUCACUCAGGAAAAAACCAUCUCUGACCAGCUUGAUGCUGGUAUUCGCUAUUUUGAUCUGCGGGUUGCUGGAAAGCCUGAAUCCAGCGAUUUCUUCUUCUAUCAUGGAUUGUACACAACGAUGACUGUGAAGGAGGCAAUGAUAGAACUGAAGACAUGGUUAGGACAGCACUCUAAGGAGGUCGUCAUCCUUGCUUUCUCACAUUUCAAGGAAAUGUCAGCUGAACAACACACAAACCUGAUCAAGUUCCUCAAAGAGCACUUCCAAGCCAAAAUCUGUCCUGACAAUGGAAUGCUUUCACUCAAGGACUGCUGGGAAAGUGGCUAUCAGGUUAUCCUCUCUUAUGACAACAGAAAUGUUGAGGAUCCUGUUUUGUGGCCUGGAAUUGAGUACUGGUGGGCUAAUAAUUCAGACCCCACUGAGGUCAUUUCAUCCCUCGAUAACAAGAAACAAUCAGGCAGACCAAAGGGAUUGUUUGCUGCUGGUCUCAACCUGACUUUUUAUGGGUGCAACAUUUUCUGGAAUCUCACAUCUUCAUUAAAGGAGAAAACCAUGACGGCUUACUCUCUGUUGCUGGACUGGGUGAAGAAGCAACACCCGGGCUCGGACGAACAAAGCAUUAACAUCAUCGCUGCAGAUUUUGUUGGCCUGAACAGCUUUGCUCACGAUAUCAUUCAGCUCAACACUGCCAAAACUAGUUAAUGAAGAUCUAGUGGACAGAGGUAGAUACUGUUACAUUUCGUAAAUGAAAGAAAGAAUAUAUAUGUUAAAUGGGGAUGCAAUAGAGUGCUGCAGAAAUGACAUGUUUUAUAGGCCUGAAACCAGAAGUUUACAUACUGUCACGGAUUGGCCAGGCUCUUCCACCAGCAUCACACAACGAGCACCUUCACCUGAGUAUUUACCAGGCACAGCUGCACCCAAUCACUCCUAUUCACUAUAUAAGCACACACCUCACUUCAGUCAGUGUCCGAUCUCGUUCCCACGAAGCGAACUCAUAGCGAGUACCUCCUGGUAGUCACUAUCACAUUUAUCAAAUCUCUUGAACUUACCUGAUCUCUGUUUCGUUCCAGUCUGUCCAGUGUUCCCGGUGUCUUGUCUAUAUUGAGUGUGUUGUCAGUCUGUCUUCCCCGCAAGCCCUCUGGUGUGUGCAUUCGGUCUCCCUCAGUGUCUGUCAUCCAUCCUGCUCCAAAGAAGGAAUAUCAGCUCAACCAAACUUCAAUCACAUCCCCAUUGUUAUCCUUUUGUGCUCUGCUACUGUAAUAAACAUCUUUCAUCAUUUACUCAUCUAACUUGUCCGUCUGCUUCCCUAACACAUACACUCUAAAAAGGGAACAUAAUCAUUUUUUAAAAGAUGUGUGAUGGUAAAUCAUACUAAACAUUUACUUUUUUAGGUCCAUUAGGAUUACCUAAAUGAUUUACAUUUGCUAAAUGCCAGAAUA
Molecule: messenger RNA, 1769 nt
Organism: Danio aesculapii
Lineage: Eukaryota; Metazoa; Chordata; Actinopteri; Cypriniformes; Danionidae
Product: PI-PLC X domain-containing protein 1-like
Exons: 7
Coding region: 121-1032 (303 amino acids)
Biological process (GO): lipid metabolic process
Molecular function (GO): phosphoric diester hydrolase activity
Source: RefSeq, a predicted model, not a curated record